Messenger RNA from Chenopodium quinoa (quinoa), 393 nucleotides. Its product is annotated as transcription factor bHLH30-like. The coding region runs from base 1 to 393 and encodes 130 amino acids. The transcript has a single exon. Gene Ontology annotation, biological process: regulation of DNA-templated transcription. Lineage: Eukaryota; Viridiplantae; Streptophyta; Magnoliopsida; Caryophyllales; Amaranthaceae. Gene Ontology annotation, molecular function: DNA-binding transcription factor activity. The record is from RefSeq and is a predicted model, not a curated record.
AUGACCCUUCAAAUUGAUAAAGCAACACUGCUAGCUAAAGUAAUUGCCCAAGUCAGAGUGCUAAAAAAGCAAGCAUACGAGGCUUCCAAGGGGCUACUCGUACCAACAGAUGUUGAUGAAGUUGUAGUUGAGCCAUAUAGUGACGAAGACAUAGCAGAUGGCUCUUUCCCAUUCAAGGUUUCAGUAUGUUGUCGUUAUAAGCUAGAACUCAUCCUAGAUAUGAGGCAAGCCACCAAUGAUCUUGAACUCACUAUAGCUAAGGCGGAGAUUUCUACCUUAGAGGCCAGGGUAAAGAAUGUUCUUAUUGUCACUGGCCACAAAGAUGACAAUGGUGAUGAUAAAAUAGACAAAUUCGCAAAGUGUAUACACAAAGCCCUGUGUUCUGUACUCUAA